ACCCACACAAAACCUCUGCGUCGGUUCAACUUUUAGAAACACCAUCUCUUUCAUCUUCCACUCUCUAAAUCAUAAAAACGAUUUCAAAAUUCAGAGCAUCGAAUCCUAAACUCCAUGGAGGUCUCCGGCUUGGUUUCCCGCCAAAUUCCGUGCUUUUCCGGCGCGGGAAUUGAUACCCGGUCUUCCGGAUCGUUUUCCGGCGAGGUCCAUUUUCCGGGCCGGAAUGAAUAUGGGGCGAGUUUGAGGAGCAGAAGGGUUGAUAUGAAUUCUGGGUUUUGCGAUAACGGGCAUGUGGAGUAUUAUUAUUCGGGUCCCAGAUGCGGUGGUGGUAAUAAGAAGGAGAAGGAGAUCAAGAAGAAGUUGAAGUUGCUUAAAGGAUUAGCGGAGCUGUCUUCGUCGACUCAGAUCAGUACAGGGUUGGAUUCCGAGGAGGGUUCGGCAGCUCAAGUCCAGAGGAAGCUGAUUUCGGAGGGUGCAGAGGCAUUGCUGCAGCAAUUGGAACAGGUGAGAGCUGAGGAGAAGGAGAUGAAGAAAAAGAAGAAAGAAGAGAAGGCGAGGCUUAAAGCCGAGCGGAUGAAGACCAUGAAGGACUGUGAGUCGUCGUCUUCAUCUGAGUCGAGCGAGAGUGAAUGUGGGGAGGUGAUUGACAUGAACAGGGUGAGAAGUGAAGUUCCCAAGCAAGCGAUGCUAGAGGGUGUGAAGCCAUUGGCUCAAGAACGGGUGGCAUUGUUGACCCAACCGAGUUUGGUAACCACACUUCAAGAAGAUAAAUGCUGCAAUGGAACUAGUACUAGUUUUGGCAGCAGUGAUAGUAUUGAUCUUAACAAUGCUUCUUCUAGCUCAGCUACAGAAGCAUCUAUCGUGGCGAAGGUUGAAGUUUGCAUGGGCAAGAAGUGCAAGACAUCAGGAGGUGUAGAAUUGUUGGAGGAAUUCGAGAGGUUGAUGGGUGUCCAAGGCAGUGUUGUUGGGUGUAAGUGUUUGGGAAAAUGCAAAAAUGGUCCGAAUGUCAGGGUUGUGAAUUCCGUAAAUGGGAUCAAAUCCGAAGAAGGAACAGAGGAUUCUGUAAGGAAUCCCACUAAUCCUUUGUACAUUGGAGUUGGCCUGGAAGAUGUGAGCCUCAUUGUGGCCAACUUAAUGGGGGAAGUCAAGAAGGAUUUGGGGGUUGCCACUGCAAUUUAGAGAAGCAUUCUAGAAUCACCUGCAAUUGAAUUCUUUUCUUAUGUUACACUUGUAAAUCUAGAUAUACUAGCUUAAUUUUUCAUGUACCUAGUCUUAUUCAUUCCUUACAUACCCCAAGUCCUGUACGUUUUUCUUGUAUUUGGGUUGAAUAAUGAAUAUUACGAUCCUCUACAUUAUAAUGG
Molecule: messenger RNA, 1361 nt
Organism: Fragaria vesca subsp. vesca
Lineage: Eukaryota; Viridiplantae; Streptophyta; Magnoliopsida; Rosales; Rosaceae
Exons: 2
Coding region: 115-1179 (354 amino acids)
Source: RefSeq, a predicted model, not a curated record